ACCCGAGCGCGCAUCUCAAAGGUGUCUCGGUUCGCAACGUCCGCGACACAUUGUACACCAAAAAGUUGCCUCGGCGUUUUUCUAUUGUUUUCUUAAUCACGGACUCUGGUGCAACUCGGGUUCUUUGUUCAAAUUUUUUUUUCCUCUUGGCGAGACGGAGGCAGCUUGUCUCCGCUCGAGGCUUUAAGUAAUAAUAAAAGAACGGGGCCUGCUCUGUUCAUUGACGUUGAAAGUGUGAGCAAUCGAGUGUUUCCGGAGACAGUGUGGUGCUUGCAAGCUGAUGGACUGAAGCUUUUCUGGGUCCGGAGUGACUGAAAUUAAAAUCGGCGGUACUUGCGUGUAUUUUUGUGAACAGCGAGAGGAGAUAACUUUUCGAAGCAAUUAAGGCUCGAGGGAUAUUGUUACUUAUCGGUUUAAUAUACGCGUUCGAUACAAGGAUAUUUAUCGCGUGGCUUUCAAGUGUCAUCAAUUUCGCUGAAGUAUCGGCGAGAAAUGACACAACACUAGGGAUUGCCAAGACAAUCGAGGGGCGCAGCAGAGAGAAUUUGAUUCCUAUCAGAUGUCGAGUCCACGAGGAGCGAUGGAGCAGUGCCUGGUCCUGGUGUGCCUGCUCCUGGCAACGGUGAGCGCGAGUCCACCCCAGUGCUGCCCACAAGGGCAAAGUUACGUCGACGACUCGAAAAACUGCACGGACGGGAGGGGCAUCCUACUGAACUGCGCCGGGGGCUUCUACAUGCACGGGCUCCAGCCUGAGGUCGGCGAGGAGCCGUACACCUUCACGCUCGACGCCAACAACGCCACGUGGGUCCAGUUCAACGGGUCCACGGGCUUCAAAAUCCCACCCGACGAGUACUGCCUGGCGUCGAGAACCACGGGCGGCCGGGAGGUGAUGCUGAUCUGCUUCGUCGAGGAAACAAAGGACCCGAGGAUUCUGAUUUUCGGGACGCUGAGCUUGGUGUCGAGCGUCUUCCUCGCCGUGACCCUCUUCGUGUACCUCGCGCUCCCGGAGCUCAGGGAGGUCCAGGACAGGGCGAUGACGUGUAUGACCGCCAGCUUCAUGGUUGCCUUCUUCUUCACCGGGAUCCAGCAGCUCAACGAGUCGACCCUCAAGGAGGAGUUCACCUGCGUCUUUGUCGCUUUCGUCAUGUACUACGCCUACAUGAGCGCCUUUUGCUGGCUGAACGUCAUUUCGCUCAACAUAUGGAGAUGUGUGUGGUAUCCCAGCUUGAGGGUAAAGACCGAGGUGUUGCUCGCGAUUUACUCCUUGGUCGGGUGGGGUCUGCCGCUCUGCUUCCUCGGUUUGUCCCUGUUUGGCCACAACGACAAGGAUCGUUACUUCAUCAAACCCGGCUUUGGCGAGAACAAUUGCUGGUUCAACAAUAAAACGUCAACGUGGACGUACUUCUACGGGCCGAUAAUGGUACUGCUCCUGAUGAACCUCCUAUACUUGGCACUGACUGCGUGUAAGCUUUGGCACGAGUACAGGGACUUGAGCAGCUGCAAGCUCAACGUCCUCAAAGCCAAGUGCAUCAUGUGCAUAAAGCUCGCCCUGAUCAUGGGAGUCACUUGGAUCUUUGAAAUCGUGUCCUUUGUCUUCGGGGACAUAAACCGUUACUACUGGAUUCUGCCGGACAUCGUGAACGUGCUGCAGGGCUUUCUGAUGUUCAUGGUCCUGGUCGUCUGUCGGAACCGAGUGAGGAAGCUGUUGGCGCAGCGAAGGCCCCUCGGCAUCCCCUUUCCCAAAUCUUGGGCAGCUUACGACGACACGGAAGACUGCGAGGCUGCGAACCCCGAGGAACUCCAGCUGUCCCAGUCGUCGUAGAUUUACAGCGGACUCUCUUUUUUUUUUUUUUUUUUUUUGUGUGAGCGCGCGCGCGCGCGUGUGUGUAUGUGAUUUAUACGAGAGAGACUCGGGUAAUCGGACCUUGUGCUCGCGGUGGUUCAGUGUUUUUUGACUGGAGAACCACGUACAUCGAGUGUAGGUUUUAUUUACAAGUGUUAGUUCUUAAGGGUAAGCCAUCACGUUAUGAUGAAGAAAUUCUUCAUCUCCAGAUUUUGCAUGAACACAUUUUUGUAAAUUCACGUGAUCGACGAAAAUAAACGAAAUAGAUUUCGAUUUGAAAAAUAUGGAACUCGGACGAACAUGCUUGCAGUCGUGGGUUAAAAUCAGACUAAUGAUGCACGUCUGACGCGCGUUGGGAAUAAAUCAAGGGCACUUGAUUACCAAAAAAAGCUGAUUUUUUUUUUUUUUUUUUUUUUUUUUUCACGGACGCGUGAAUGAUGAUUUGUCCAUUUGUGGGCCGAAAUCUCGCUGGAUCUUAAAAUACCAUCAACCUUCCUUCGGAGUUUAACCGAAGGCAAGGCUGAUUCGACGCGUGUGGCGCACUUGAGCCUCACCUAUAUUUAUACGAAAGCUCGUACAAGCGAAGAGUACAUAAUGCAAGGAUCGAACCGAUUUCUCGGCCGAUGUACGAAAAUACCUAUAUCGUAAUCUUAACAGACGUUGCAUAAGCGCUUCAUGCAACUGUACACACGAGUACAAGUGAUACGGGUGACAUUUAGCAUUUUUAUCAUUAUCACUUGGGCUCGGCGUGCACCUAUAUAUCUGUAUAUUUAAUAAAUUAAACAUUAAAAACAAGA
Messenger RNA from Copidosoma floridanum, 2640 nucleotides. Its product is annotated as putative G protein-coupled receptor Mth-like 1. Gene Ontology annotation, biological process: G protein-coupled receptor signaling pathway; cell surface receptor signaling pathway. Gene Ontology annotation, molecular function: G protein-coupled receptor activity. Gene Ontology annotation, cellular component: membrane. The record is from RefSeq and is a predicted model, not a curated record. NCBI's taxonomy places the organism in Eukaryota, Metazoa, Arthropoda, Insecta, Hymenoptera, Encyrtidae.